AUUAGUAGUUCCUUAGUUUCUUAAUGUUUAUUGUUUUGACAUAAUUAUUUUCUUAUUCUCUAUCACUAAUAUAUGGAAUAUUAUCAAGGAUAUCUAAUAUAAAAAGCUUUAAAUUUGUUCGAAAUGUUAAUGAAUAUUGCAAAUUGAUAACUUUGUUGUCAACAAUGUCUGAGGAAACAGAUACUGAGUUGGGUGUAACGGAUUCACCCCUAAGGGGCCCCACGUUAUCAACUUCUACUUCGAGUUUCGAGGCUUUAGAUCCUCAUGAUCCAAAUCUAAGCCGGUUAGCAACCACAAUGUUCAAUAAAAGCGCUGAAUAUCUAUAUGGCGAACUAACAGCUAGUCUAGAUGAUUACCGUUUGAUAGAAGAAAUGAAUCAAGCAACAACGGCCAAAUAUAAUGAUAUGAAGCAUAUAGCAGUAAAUGUAUCAAAGAGUUUAGUAGAAUUGAAUGCAAAAUAUGAAUCAUUAAUUCCUCUUCUUGGACAAAUAGAUCAAUUGGAAGAUAAUGUAACUAAGUUAGAGCAAGCGGCAUAUAAACUUGAUGCAUAUACAAAAAGAUUAGAGGCUAAAUUUAAAGCAUUAGAAAAACGUUGAUAUUUAUUUAGAUUAAGAUUGUAAAAUAAAACGUUAUCCAUCUGA
Harmonia axyridis is the source of this 641-nucleotide messenger RNA. RefSeq names its product biogenesis of lysosome-related organelles complex 1 subunit 2 (gene Blos2). Gene Ontology annotation, biological process: endosomal transport; lysosome localization. Gene Ontology annotation, cellular component: gamma-tubulin complex; BLOC-1 complex; BORC complex. The transcript has 3 exons. Gene Ontology annotation, molecular function: gamma-tubulin binding. The coding region runs from base 165 to 596 and encodes 143 amino acids. Lineage: Eukaryota; Metazoa; Arthropoda; Insecta; Coleoptera; Coccinellidae. The record is from RefSeq and is a predicted model, not a curated record.